AUGUGUCUUUCCAAGGUCUAUUACAACACCUACGCGGACGGGGCACAGGACAUCACCGAGAAGUCCUACCCUUGCCGGGAUGGCCGCAGCUGUUCCCGUCCCGAUGUCCGCCGGUAUGACCGCAAGUUCCCGUUCAGCAAGCUCGGUGAUGUCCCGACCGACUCGCACCGGAGCCUCUCAGAACGCCAGCCGACCCCUUACUUUUCCGAACAAACUCCACGAACCCCUCGUGGCUCCAAGUCUCCCUCUCCUUCCGGCCGCCGGGACUCGGGUGUCUACCUGGCCGGUACCGCCAAGCAACGCGACUAUGGUGACACCUACGCCGCCGACUACGACAAGUACGGCUAUUCUUCCCGCCGCGACCCACGCGACCGCGAUCGCGACCGUGACCGUCACCGUGAUCGAGACCGCGAGCCACGCCUGAAGCGCUCUUCCACCGCCCCUCACAUAAUCUACGUGGAUCGGGAGCGCGACCGGGACCGCGAGCGUGAUCGGGAUCGGGAUAGCAGGUCAUCCGGCUCCCGCUCCCGCUCAUCUAGCCGCGACAUCCCCAUCGGUAUGGUGCCCCUCGCAGACGACUACGGUCAACGUCGACGGCGGCGUCACUCUUCCUCCUCCCACUCCCGCGAACGCGACAGUAGUGACCACAGUCUCUCCGGCCUGUACUACACCGGCAGUGGCAGCGGCAGCGGCAGCGGCAGCGGCAGCUACGGGACCAGCAGCAGCAGCAGCUACCCCCGCCGACGCACGGACGACCCAGCCGGCUACAUCCUACACAACGACGACGACGAGCGCCGACGACAGCGCCGCGAGGGCAAACAGCGCCGGUCCAGCGGUAGCUUCUUCGACCCCUUCAGCAGCACCACCACCAGCACCAACACCACCGCCAACAGCAACACCAACCCUUACAUUCCGCGCCGUGCCUCCGCCAUCGUCCACAACAGCAGCUCCUUAGCCGCUGCCGCCGCUGAUGCUUCGUCUUCUGGCCGCAAGCAUCUCCGCUGGGAAGACGAGGUGCGCGCCCAACGCGAGCGACAAAACGCCGAGAUUGCGAGCCGCUCGAUGCCGAGCGAGGUCAAGAGCAUCUUGAAACGCAACGGUAAAGGGAAGGGCAAAGGCAGAGAGAUAGACGAUGUCGCUGACUUGCGGCGGGCCGUGGAACGGAUGGAGAUUCCCCGUGGCCGGGGUCGAGAGCCGAGGGGACGGGAUUCCGAGUGGGGAUACGGCGGCUUGGACGAUUUGGACGGGGGCAGGCGGAAGAGGAGCCGGGUGUAUGCCGAUGAUCGGUACCGGUAUUAA
Molecule: messenger RNA, 1299 nt
Organism: Dichotomopilus funicola
Lineage: Eukaryota; Fungi; Ascomycota; Sordariomycetes; Sordariales; Chaetomiaceae
Exons: 3
Coding region: 1-1299 (432 amino acids)
Source: RefSeq, a predicted model, not a curated record